CAUGGCUGGCGCACUUCAAAACGCAAAGAGAGAUCUUCCAAAGAUCAGGGAUGAGGCCAGGGAAAGCAGGUUUGGUCAGGUCUUUGGCGUCUCUGGCCCCGUCGUAAUUGCUGAAAACAUGGUUGGCGCCGCCAUGUACGAACUUGUUCGUGUUGGUCACGAUGAACUCGUUGGAGAGGUUAUAAGAAUCGAGGCCGACAAAGCCACUAUCCAGGUUUAUGAAGAGACCUCAGGUGUUACAGUCGGUGAUCCUGUUCUACGCACUGGAAAGCCCCUCAGCGUCGAGUUGGGUCCAGGUCUGAUGGGUAACAUUGUUGACGGAAUUCAGCGUCCGCUACGAGCAAUCCAAGAGCUCUCUAAAUCGAUUUACAUACCGCGUGGCAUCAACACCGAGGCCCUUGAACGAUCGCUACAAUGGGACUUCAAACCCACCACAUUCCGGGUUGGGGAUCAUAUUAGUGGGGGUGAUAUAUUUGGUGGCGUCUACGAGAAUUCGCUUGUCGACAAUCACAAGAUUAUGCUCUCACCUCGAGCGCUCGGCACAAUCACCCACAUCGCCGAGAAAGGCCAGUAUUCCGUCGAGGACGUUGUUCUAGAAACGGAGUUUGAGGGAAAGACGACAAAGCAUACGAUGAUGCAACUCUGGCCAGUACGGGCACCUCGCCCUGUGGCCGAGAAGCAGACAGCGGAUUAUCCACUCCUUACUGGUCAGCGUAUUCUUGAUGCCCUAUUCCCUUGUGUCCAAGGUGGUACAACUGCGAUACCCGGAGCAUUCGGCUGUGGAAAGACAGUCAUUUCUCAAGCCCUUUCAAAAUUUUCUAAUAGCGAUAUCAUCGUUUACGUUGGGUGCGGAGAGCGCGGGAACGAGAUGGCAGAAGUUCUGAUGGAGUUUCCUCAACUUACGAUGGAAAUUGGCGACCGUCAAGAACCCAUCAUGAAACGAACUACCUUGGUUGCCAACACCUCCAAUAUGCCUGUCGCUGCACGUGAAGCCUCUAUUUAUACUGGGAUCACCCUUUCCGAGUAUUUCCGCGACCAGGGUUCCAACGUGGCCAUGAUGGCCGAUUCAACUUCUCGCUGGGCAGAAGCUCUCCGGGAAAUUUCAGGUCGUUUGGCAGAAAUGCCAGCGGACUCCGGUUACCCCGCCUAUCUUGGUACUAAAUUAGCUAGUUUCUACGAACGCGCCGGGAAGGUUGUAUGCAUUGGAAACCCUGAGAGGCAAGGCACGGUUUCAAUUGUUGGAGCCGUGUCACCUCCCGGUGGUGAUUUCUCGGAUCCUGUCACAUCUGCAACGCUUGGUAUAGUACAGGUCUUCUGGGGCCUCGAUAAGAAGCUUGCACAACGGAAACACUUCCCGUCCGUCAAUUGGUCCCUCUCUUACUCCAAAUAUACCAAGGUUCUAGAGCCGUACUAUGAAACAACAGAGCCGGGAUUCGUGGAGCUGCGCACGAAAACGAAAGAAAUUCUUCAGAAAGAGGAAGACUUGGCUGAGAUCGUACAACUGGUUGGAAAGAGUGCACUGGGAGAAAAUGACAAGAUCACACUGGAAGUGGCGCGGAUGUUGAAGGACGACUUCCUGCAACAGAACGGAAUGAGCGAAUACGACCGCUACUGUCCAUUCUACAAGACCAGCGCAAUGUUGAGGAACUUUGUAGGAUUCCAUGAUGCGGCCAUCAAGGCGGUCACUCAGAAUGAGGUCACAUUCGCAAAGAUCAAGGACUCGGUGGGAGACAUUAUGUUCAAGCUUUCUCAAAUGAAAUUUGAGUCACCAUCCCAGGGCAAAGAGGCCAUCAAGCAGAAAUUGGACGGGUUGUAUGUAGAAAUGCAGGAUAAAUUCCGUCAAAUGGCCGAGUGAUGCCUCGAUGACGUAAUUUGCACAUAGGUUUCAGUUCUGUUAUAAUAUGAGCGCCCUUCAUUCACCUCAUUUCACUCCC
Laccaria bicolor S238N-H82 is the source of this 1934-nucleotide messenger RNA. RefSeq lists its product as uncharacterized. Gene Ontology annotation, cellular component: fungal-type vacuole membrane; proton-transporting V-type ATPase, V1 domain. The record is from RefSeq and is a predicted model, not a curated record. Gene Ontology annotation, biological process: ATP metabolic process; proton transmembrane transport. The transcript has 11 exons. Gene Ontology annotation, molecular function: ATP binding; proton-transporting ATPase activity, rotational mechanism; ATP hydrolysis activity. The coding region runs from base 2 to 1855 and encodes 617 amino acids. NCBI's taxonomy places the organism in Eukaryota, Fungi, Basidiomycota, Agaricomycetes, Agaricales, Hydnangiaceae.